UCCAUACAACAUGGCGUGCGUGAAGUGAAACGUCUACCAAAACUUUAUUUGAGAAUUGAUUUCUCAUCCUGCGUACUGUUUUUACGUGAAAGAAAGCCGUCGAACAAAACAUGUCCCGCCACAGGAAUGUCCGAGGUUAUAACUACGACGAAGACUUUGAGGAUGAUGAUAUGUUCGGACAGUCCGUGGAGGAUGACUACUGCAUCUCUCCUGCCACUGCUGCACAGUUUAUCUACUCGCGCCAAGACUCAAGGCAAACACGACAGGUGGAGACGCUGGAGGAGGCAGAGUAUGAGGAAGAGGAGGAGAUGCCAACCUCUCCCACCAUCACACACACACUUGACCCAUUAGAGCAAGAUCGAUUGUAUUCCUGUUUGGAUCAGAUGAGAGCAGUACUGGGAGACUCCAUUCCAGAUUCCACACUGACUCGGGCAGCUCUGAAAUAUGAUUACAACCCUCACAGAGCCCUUGAUUUCAUCCUGACUGAGGAGAAUACUAAUGCACACACCCCUCCUGCCAGAACCAAUCCACAGCCUGAGCCAACCACUGCACCUGCACCGCAUAAAGCUAAAGAACAGGAUGCUCCAGAAAGUCGUGUUGAAGCAGAGGUUGUCCCAAAGGUUGCACGUAUGACUGUAUCAGGCAAGAAGCAGACCAUGGGCUUUGAUGUGCGAAGUGCGGAAGAAAAUGGCGUUGUUGCCACAUCAGUCCGCAGAGGGCCGAGUCCAGAGGUCCUCGCCACUCCAACCAUGGAGACCCCAUCCAAACCAGCAGUUGUGAGUGAAGACGGGACCGUCCCUACCCCACUCCGCUCUGCUGGAAAGAGCAAACAACAGCUCAACAUCCGUGCUGAACUAAAGAAGAGACAAGGAGGAAAACCGUUACUCAACCUGGUUGUCAUAGGUCAUGUAGAUGCUGGGAAGAGCACUCUCAUGGGUCAUGUGUUGUAUCUGCUGGGGAAUGUUAAUAAGAGAACCAUGCAUAAAUAUGAGCAGGAAGCCAAGAAAGCUGGCAAAGCCUCAUUUGCCUAUGCAUGGGUACUGGAUGAGACAGGAGAGGAGAGAGACAGAGGUGUGACCAUGGAUGUUGGUAUGACAAAGUUUGAGACUGACUCUACGGUUAUCACCCUGAUGGAUGCACCAGGACACAAGGACUUUAUUCCGAACAUGAUCACAGGGGCUGCACAGGCAGAUGUGGCUUUGUUAGUCGUAGAUGCCAGCCGCGGGGAAUUUGAGGCCGGGUUCGAGGCAGGUGGGCAGACUAGGGAGCAUGGCUUGCUAGUCCGAUCCCUUGGAGUCACGCAGCUUGCUGUCGCUGUCAACAAGAUGGACCAGGUGAACUGGCAACAGGAGAGGUUCCAGGAAAUUGUCUCCAAGCUUGGUCACUUUCUGAAGCAAACUGGUUUUAAGGAUUCAGAUGUGUUCUACAUCCCUACAAGUGGCCUGUCUGGAGAAAAUCUGACUACCAGGAGCAAAGUACCAGAUCUAACUGCAUGGUACACUGGGCCAUGCCUACUGGAGCAGAUGGAUGCAUUUAAACCUCCUCAGAGGUCAGUGGAAAAGCCGUUCAGACUCUGUGUGUCAGAUGUCUUCAAAGAUCAGGGCUCUGGGUUCUGUGUGACAGGGAAGAUCGAGGCUGGCUUUAUUCAGACAGGAGAUAAAGCACUGGUCAUGCCACCUAAUGAGACCUGCACUGUGAAAGGGAUCACCCUCCAUGAUGAAGCUUUAGACUGGGCAGCUGCUGGUGAUCAUGUCAGUCUGACAGUAACUGGCAUGGACAUCAUCAAAAUAAAUGUUGGAUGUAUGUUCUGUGAUCCCAAAGAGCCCAUCAGAGCGUGUACAAGGUUCCGAGCAAGAAUUCUCCUCUUUAAUAUAGAAGUUCCUGUUACGCAAGGCUUUCCCGUGCUGUUGCAUUAUCAAACAGUAAGUGAACCAGCAACUAUUAGGAAGUUAGUCAGUAUAUUACACAAGAGCAGUGGAGAAAUUCUCAAGAAGAAACCAAAGUGUUUGAGUAAAGGACAGAACGCAGUGGUGGAAAUUCAAACACAAAGGCCUGUGGCUCUGGAACUUUAUAAGGAUUAUAAAGAACUGGGUCGAUUCAUGCUCAGAUAUGUGGGAUCGACUAUUGCUGCUGGAGUCGUCACAGAGAUCAAAGAAUAAAAACAAGUCUGAACUGGAUCCGUCUGCACAUACUGGAGGAACAGAAGUGCAUUUCCCCCUUGGAGUGUACACAAAUGCAAAGUGCAUGCAGAUACACAAAGAUACCCAUUAGGCAACCAGACACUGAGGCUACAGUUAAUUUUACAGAAAACAUAAACCUUUUCAAAGGCUGAAUGUUGUGGUAUGAGUGAAUGUCUUGUGUUCAAGUUGCUCUUCAGCUUUCAAUAAACGAAUGAACUGUAUAUUAUCCCACAUUUCCCUCAACUUAAGCCCCCUUGAUAAUCCACUCACUAAUUAAUACCUGUACUUUAAUUCCAUCAAUUCAUUUAUACACCUCUGAUCAACAAACUGAACUCAUUUUUAUUUUAUUAUGUGACAUUUUAUUUAGAUAGUUGUAAAUGGCAAUAUUUCUAACUACAAUGUGGGAGUAAUAUGGAAUAUUUAGCCUUGGUUCAAGUCAAAAGUUUUAAAGAUUUAAAUAAGAAUUAAUUAGGGGUGUGUACAUUAGUGAAGGGGAAAAAGGACAAACUAAAAUGAGCAUACUGUAGCUGGCUGCCCUCAACUCGAUCUAUUUCUACGUCCUUUCAGCCAUUUCCUGGCUUAAUGACGAGAAAUCAUAAGCAUAUAUCAACUUGGGGAGUCAAGAUGACUAAUGGAGAAAGAGAUGUAGACUGGACAGGAAAGAAUUGAAUGACGCAUAAAACUCAUUCGGGUGUCUAUAAUCAAUCAUGAAUCACUUUAAGCAUUUGAAGGACAUCAUUGUGUCUGACUUGUCAGAUCUUGACAUUAAUAUUAAGGGGUUUAAAUUUAAAUGACUUUUUGUUUGGGUGUAUUGAGGCUGAAGUUGUUGGAUCUGUGUAAAGCUUCAUCAGAAAAAUAAAAAUCACUGUGGAAAACAUGAGUGUCUAUAAAUAAACACAAACAUCUCAUGUAUUUGUGUGCAUGUAUUUAAUUUUUAAUUAGUGUUAGGUAAAUUCUUAUAUGGACCACAAUUAAAAGCCUACUGAAGUUGUGGUACUCAGUUUUUUAAAUAAGUGAAUAUAAUAAAAUAAUAUUUAUUUGAUGUCUUUGCUUAACAUAAAGAUAUAGCAGCUAAUGAAUAAAAAAAAUUAAGUUUGCAAGUGUUGUACAACAAACUUGAGACAAUAUAAGCCCUUAUGCAACACUUCUUACUAUUGGAAACACUUUGAUUUCUCACGGUAUAGUGUAGCCCUGCCUCAGCAAUGUUCUUGACCAUUUUAAUUCAUGUACAAACAACUGUUCACUGAUCUAACAAGAACUUGAAUGCUUAAGUUUGUUAAAAGGAAAGACAUAUUAUUGUAUGAUAACACUACAAUAAGGUUCUGUUUGUUAAUAUCAGUUAAUGUAUUAUGUAUCAUGUACUAACACUGAACAAAAACAUACAGAAUUUAUUAAUCUUGGUUGAUUUCUAAAUAUGUUACUGUUCCAUGUUCAAGUUAGAUUCUAAUGCAUUUAUGUCAAUGUAUUAAACUUUUAAUGUUAAAAAUGUUUUACAUUUUGAAAUUAACAUUAACCAAGAUCAAUACAUGUACUGGAAUUCAUACUUUACUGGUGCAGAAUUGUUGUCCAAGAACACAUUGUAAAAGUGUGGAACUGCAAUUUUUCACUCCACUCUCUGAUAUUUAAUGACAUCAUCAAUAUAACUUAGAGUUUAAGAUUUUUAAGUAAUAAACUUGCAAAUAUAU
Xyrauchen texanus (razorback sucker) is the source of this 3865-nucleotide messenger RNA. Its product is annotated as HBS1-like protein. The transcript is spliced from 18 exons. NCBI's taxonomy places the organism in Eukaryota, Metazoa, Chordata, Actinopteri, Cypriniformes, Catostomidae. Bases 111 to 2159 code for a protein of 682 amino acids. Gene Ontology annotation, molecular function: GTPase activity; GTP binding. The record is from RefSeq and is a predicted model, not a curated record. Gene Ontology annotation, biological process: translation.